Molecule: messenger RNA, 2081 nt
Organism: Mobula hypostoma (lesser devil ray)
Lineage: Eukaryota; Metazoa; Chordata; Chondrichthyes; Myliobatiformes; Myliobatidae
Gene: ccdc24
Product: coiled-coil domain containing 24
Exons: 9
Coding region: 217-1827 (536 amino acids)
Source: RefSeq, a predicted model, not a curated record
ACGUCGCCCUUGGAGAUGAGAGUUUGUGAUGGCGACGGUGUUGGUGGGGAGUCUGGCACAGCGGGGCAAAGCCGGUGGCCGGCUUCGGGGUAGGUGAGUGCUCCUCCGAGUGUCCGGUGGUGCCGUCCGCCCGCUUCCUUUCCCGUGUAUUGAUUUGUUCGACCGGAGGAAGCCUCCCUUUUCAGGAUCUGCCUGGGGAGUAAUUGGCAUGUGUAUAUGCAAUCAUCGAUGGGACAGACACCUUGGUUUAAUGCCUCUGGAUCUGACGCAGAACAAAGUCUAAAGUUUGAAGAUGAAAACAGAUUUACUAAUAACUAUAAGCAACCAUCAUCACUGUGGAAACUAAUAGAGGAAUGUGUCCCUCCAUCUGAGAGAGAUGAAAUCAGGGUAAUUCUGGGAGAAUCAGCAGUGGACCUCAACCAGGACUUGCAUGCGGAGGUGGCUAUGCUAUGGGAAAUCUGGCAAUCGAUGAGAACAAGCAGAUUGACUUCCUGUCAUUCACAAGCCUCACAUGCAGUGCUACCAGAAUCUCCUGCAAUCAAAGAUCUGCUUCGCCAGGAAAUUCAACUUCUACUUUUAAAUAUUCAAAACAAAGCACACAAAGAGGGCAGGGAUGAGAGUGAUGCACUUUCAUCUUACAAUCCUGAUGUUGUCAGUUUUGCACUGGGACAAAAUAAAGCUGCAAAUAUGCCAAACAGAUCUGGAAAUCUGAAGAAUGCGAAAGACAAAUGGAUAGUAUUGCAAAGCUCUCAAACUGUCAACAACUCUGAAAGUGAAAGCUUUUCAAGUUUUUCCCACUUAAAGAAUGAUGUGGAAGCUGUAAAGGACAAGGUUAAUAUUACAAAUAUUGACGAGAUUGUGGUGCAUUUACAAUCUAUUUUACAAGAAGAAUCUAAAAUGUUGGAGAAAUACAUCCAGUUCUUACAGGAGUGUUUAGAAGAAGAACAUAACUACAGCUUGGAGCCCAAGAUACAAAUUGCAGUGCCAUCAAUUGCAGAACUGCGAGAGGAACGGAAAAUAUUAGAACAGGACCUGCAGUUGGCACCACCUUCAAUACAAAGUCUGGCGCAAGUUCAUAAACCAUCUGGGUACAGAUCCUCCUCGAGAUCCUGUGGGAGAGCAGUGAGAUUGAACAAUCCAGCACUCAACCCAUCAGAAGGAGGUCAUUGCUCAACAGUAACAUCUGGCCAAUCAGAACCAGAUCUAGAGCAGAGGAUGCAGCGGCACAAUAUCUCACCGCUGAGCGAAUCCAGUGCUAGUGGAACUAGAGACCGUUCUACAAAAUUGGAAUAUUCUGGAAUACUCAAUAUCUCACCACAGAGAACAUCUUCUGCGGCUGUGGACUUAUCAAUACCUACUCUCCAUGGCAAGGGUGCAUCAGCAAUGUAUCUUGCACCGAAAGGUGUGUGUAGUCCUGUGGUUUAUUCUAAGGUGAAAACUCAUAGUAAAAUUGAACAGAAAAUGGAUGAGAUGCCAAGGACUUUAAAUCCAAAGAAAAUAGAGACUGUGUCUGAAAGAAAUAACAUAGAAGAAUCACUGUUAUUACAAGAAGAAGGAGAAAAAUCAUCAGUUUAUUCCCAGUCAACGGAUAAUUUUCCGACGGGCCAGCAGUCAAUUGCUUUUUCCUCCCAGACUAGAGUUCAUUGCACUACAGAAAAUAAUAGAACAUUGUUGUCAAGUUUGAGAAGCCCUACUGAAGUGCCUAAACAGAAUGGCUAUAUUCUUAAUCCAACACCACCUACCACUGAGAAACCCAUUAGUACACAGGGCAAGUCCACACACAGAUUGAGAAGAACCCACAGAGACAGCCUCAUUGGUCAUACAUAGAAUGAGGCCAGUUUUCAGAGAACUGCCCCAGUUUAGAAUUGUGGUUUGAGUUGAAAUAACAUUUGUCUUAAUUACAAUUGAAUAAUCUAGGUUAUAGUAAAUGUUCCUAAGAUUGUGGCAUUUUUGAUUAAUUUACAGUACUUCCAUCCACUAAUUCAUAUUUUAUAUCAUGUGUGCUAAGUAAAAAUAAAAAUGACACUAAAUUCCAAAGAUGUUUAUUUUCUUGUGAAUUGGAAGAAAGCAUGGAAAUUUAA